AUGGAAUAUGAAAUAAAGAUUAGAGCAGUUGUUGCUUUAGGUCAUGGACCCUACUCAAAUAAUGUAACAGUUACUACUUUAGAAGCAGAGCCAUCUGGUGGUCCGUUAAACGUUUCUUUUCCUCGCUUUAAUACUUCAUCAAUAUUUGUGAUUUGGUCAGAGCCUCGAGAAAACGAACGAAACGGUAUCAUACUAAAAUAUUCUAUAUGCCAUCGCAUUAUGGAUUCAUCCAACUCAUCAAAACUUUGCAAUGACGAAACCAUAACAAAAAACACUUGGUUUGAAUUAACUGGUCUUAAACCAUAUCAAAGCAUCGAGUUUCAAAUAAAAGCUGCGACUUCAAAAGGAUUUGGACCUGCCAGAGUUGUAUCUAAAAAAACAUUGCCUGCAGCUCCUGAUGGUCCACCCAUGAAGUUUCACGUAUCUCGUGUGAGUGCCACGACUAUCACUGCUUCUUGGCUUCCUCCAGAUCGUGCAUUGCGCAAUGGAAGAAUUACCAACUAUACAAUUUGCAUUAAAACGGCCAGUACUUCUACCGGUCACUGUUCAAUGCAAAAUACGACCGACAAUAACAUGCUUUACACCUUUUCCAACCUAAAGCCUUACACCAAGUACCAACUCAGAAUUCUAGCUGCAACAAAUGUUGGAUACGGUCCACCAGCUAUUGUAAAUACUGCAACAUUAGAGGCAGAACCGUCGGGUACACCUUGUAAUUUAACUGUCACAUCGUACACUAAAAAUCUUAUCAACGCAACAUGGUCGUCACCAAACCGCUCACUACUUAAUGGUAUUUUAACCUCUUACUCGGUUUGCAUUAGCCUGCAGGCUUUAUCAACAUGCACGCAUGAAGUGAUUGUUCCAUUUACGCAAACAUCAUUUUCAUUUACUGGUUUAAAACCUUACGUGCAGUAUACCAUCAAAAUAUCUGCUGCUACUAAGGUUGGCAACGGUCCUCAAGCCAACAUUACUCAAAGAACCAAAGAAUCAGGUAGGACAGAUUCACCUACAGGACCACCAACAAAGCUAACUGUGGACUUUGUAAACGUAUCAGUAAUCAGUUUUUCAUGGUUACCACCAAAGAAUGAGUUUCAAAAUGGCGUAAUUAUUUAUUACAUUGUAUGUAUUCGUGAACAUGGUUAUCAUUCGUCAUGUAACAGAACAACUCAAGUGAACAGCAAAGUAAAAAAACAUACUUUUAUUGGUCUAACUCCAUCCAAAGAAUAUACCAUAGCUAUAAAAGCUUCAACAUCUGUGGGAUUAGGACCUCCAGGUUUCAUUCAAAAGACGUCAGGCCAAUGUGACCUACCUGUUCUACAUAGAUCUGGUCGUAUUAGCGACAGCAGUUUUAGUGCAAGCGGCUUCCUAGGUCCUAACUACGAGCCAUAUCAAGCUCGAAUUGAUAAUCACUUGCUCGAAGGAAACAAUGGUAAAGUUCAAAAAGUCCAACAUUAUUUUGAUGAGUCAAUCGUAACAAGAUUUCUACGUUUUGAAGUUCACACGUUUGUUGGUUUACAUCCAUGUAUGGGAAUAGAGAUUUAUGGUUGUGCACCAGCAAUGAAACCUACUAGAGCUAUUGUUCUCAAUGCAUCUUCAAACUCAAUUACAUUUCAAUGGAACUUGCUACCUUCUGUUGUUAAAAAUGGAAAACUAUUUGGUUACAGACUUUGCUACAAACAGUUAAUUUCCAAUAUUCCUUGUAAGACAGCAGGAUAUGUGGACUAUCUUACAAACUCCUACACUAUAAGUAACUUGAAUCCUUACACUGAUUAUCAUCUGGAAGUUUCUGCAGGAACCAUUGCAGGAUAUGGACCCCCAUUUAUUUUUCACAGUACAACACAGGAAUCACGACCUAGUGGUCCUCCACAGUUGAUAAUGGUAAAAGAUGUUACUGCCACAAGCUUGGAAUUAGCCUGGUCACCACCUGAAGAGCAUCGUCGAAAUGGAAUCAUUACCAAUUAUGCUCCAUCUGGACCACCAACUGCUUUAUAUGCGACAAAAAUUAGUCCAAAAAUUCUGCAAAUAUUCUGGAAGCCUCCCGAAGAAACAUUGCAAAAUGGUGAUAUCCUCGGCUACAGACUUUGUAUAAAAGAAAAACAUUUAAAUACACCGUGUAGCAAUUUCAUUUCCUUCCCUAAAACGCCACUUUAUCAUAUUGAAGACAAUUUGAAGCCGUAUACAUUGUAUAAUAUUCAAGUGGAAGCAAGAAAUGUUUUGGGUUAUGGUCCUCCUCGUUGCAUUGAUUUCCGCACCGGAGAAGCAGCACCAUCUGCCCCACCUAAAUAUGUAACCAUGAGAGAUAUAACUUCAAGAUCAAUUGAAAUAAAAUGGAAAGCACCAGAUAUAAAGGAUCAAAAUGGCAUCCUUUUGCUUUAUGAAGUCACUGUUUAUGAAGAAAUACAUCAUGCCAAAGUCAGAAAAGUUACAAGCUCGUCUUUAUCCUCAAACACUACUGUUUGGAAAAUGAAAAACUUGAAUCCAUACUCUGAUUAUAUAUUUCAUAUAAAAGCUGGAACAAUUGCAGGAGUUGGACCACCUUUUACUCUUCACAAACGUAUUGGUAGGAUCUUUAAUAUCGUUAAAUGUUCGUGUUAUUAA
Molecule: messenger RNA, 2595 nt
Organism: Xenia sp. Carnegie-2017
Lineage: Eukaryota; Metazoa; Cnidaria; Anthozoa; Malacalcyonacea; Xeniidae
Product: phosphatidylinositol phosphatase PTPRQ-like
Exons: 11
Coding region: 1-2595 (864 amino acids)
Molecular function (GO): protein binding
Source: RefSeq, a predicted model, not a curated record